Molecule: messenger RNA, 1186 nt
Organism: Fomitopsis serialis
Lineage: Eukaryota; Fungi; Basidiomycota; Agaricomycetes; Polyporales; Fomitopsidaceae
Exons: 5
Coding region: 125-1111 (328 amino acids)
Source: RefSeq, a predicted model, not a curated record
CUUGGUAAGCUUCUACUCACACCCAGACCACAGUCGCAAGACGGCACGUAUAUAACGCCAUGACUUCAUCCUAAUACUCCAGUACAACCUCACCUACGUCUACCAGCCGCUCCCCAGCCUGUGUAUGUCCUAUACGAUGUCUACCAAGCUGAGCCGCGCUUCAUACACCGUCGCCCUCGUCGGCGCGACCGGCGGCCUUGGCAAGGAGGUCGCCAACGUCUUCCUCACCUCCUACAAGCCCUUCUUCUCGCGCGUCGUCGUCACAGCGCGAGACAUCACUACCGCGGACGCCAAAGCUCUGGCCGAGAAGGGGUCUGAGCUCGUCCAGAUCAACCCCGUCGACCCCGUCGCGUCUUUGGGCAGAGCGUUCGAAGGCGUCGACGCCGUUGUUAGCCUUGUUGGCAAGGCGCCGACUGAAUUCAGGGAUGCUGUCGGAGAGGCCGCGAUCAAGAGUGGUGCGAAGGUGUACUUCCCUACGGAAUAUGGCUCUGACCACCGUAUCAACGACUUCCCCGGAUGGGAUGACCCUGACUGGUUGUUCAAAGGACAGCACGCUCGCAAGUACCGCCAGCUCGGAGCCAGCAAGACGAAAGUUGUUUCACUGUACAAUGGGCUUUUCCUGGAGAUCCUCAUCGGGCCGUGGCUCGGCUUCGACACCGCCAACCUGACCUACACCUCCGUCGGCUCGCCCGACGCGAAGACCGCCACCACCGCGAAGGCGGACAUCGGGCGCGCUCUUGCGGAGCUCACGCUCCUCUCGCUGAACCCCGAGACGGCCGCGAGCGUCCCGGACGACGUGCACAUCGCGGGCAGCAACGUGAGCUACCGGCAGGUCCGCGACGUCGUGCAGAAGAUCCGCGACGAGCUUGGCGUGGAGCCGAAGGGGGAGAUCAAGGUCCAGGGCACGGAUUUGGCUGCGUUCAGGGAGAAGCUGCGGAAGGAGCAGCUCGAGAAGCCGAAGAGCGGGCCUAUCGACCAUAUCAAGAUCCUCAUCGGUGAGGGGAAGAUGGACUUCUCGCAGAAUGACGACGAGCUGGUUAACCCUGGCGAAAGCAUCUGGAAGUGGAAGACUGUCGAGGACAUCGUUCGCGAGAAAGACGGCAAGGUGUAAACUGUCACCAUGAUCCUCUCGCAGAACAAAGCAGUGUGUACGAGUAUUGAACAGGAAUUUGAAAGAAUACAUUGA